Messenger RNA from Neltuma alba, 3196 nucleotides. RefSeq names its product receptor-like protein Cf-9 homolog. The transcript has a single exon. The record is from RefSeq and is a predicted model, not a curated record. Gene Ontology annotation, molecular function: protein binding. NCBI's taxonomy places the organism in Eukaryota, Viridiplantae, Streptophyta, Magnoliopsida, Fabales, Fabaceae. The coding region runs from base 23 to 3181 and encodes 1052 amino acids.
UGAUAGCCUUCUAACUUCACUUAUGGCAUUUCCAAUCAUCAUCUGUUUCUACUUUUUCUUUCUUUCUCCCUUCCAUUCUUCUGCUCUCAACCCCCCAUUGUGUAAUCUUCAUGACUCCUUUAUGCUUCUAGAAUUCAAAAACUCUUUCUCUCUUAACCAUUCGGCUUCAACAAGGUGUGAUGAAUUUUAUGAUGACUUCUCCUUUACCCCUCAGAUUAAGAACUCAUCUUACCCAAAGACAGCUUUAUGGGGAAAUGAUUCGAAUUGUUGCUCGUGGGAUGGGAUCACAUGCGACUCCAUAUCAGGCCAUGUGAUUGGCCUUGAUCUUAUUUGUAGUUGGCUCCAAGGUCAACUCCAUCCUAACAAUAGCCUCUUCCAACUUUCUCAUCUCCAAACACUCAACUUGGCUUACAAUGAUUUUAGUGGGUCGUUGAUAUCAUCUCAAUUUGGUGAUCUUUCUGCUCUCAUGCAUCUAAACUUAAGCUAUUCUGGUUUUGUGGGUGAAAUUCCUCCUAAAAUUGCAGAAUUGUCUAAAUUGGUCUCUCUUGAUUUGUCUUGGAAUGAAUUUUUCUUAGAUGAAUGGUCAAGUUUAAGACUAGAACCAUCCACCUGGGAGAAGCUCAUUCUAAACAUGACUAGUCUACGAGAACUUGUUUUAGAUGAUGUAAAUAUGUCUUCCAUUGCACCAAGAUCCCUGUCUUUGCUCAUGAAUUUGUCAUCCUCAUUGGUCUCUCUUAGACUUUCUCGUACUACGUUGCAGGGGAAUGUUACAAGUGACAUUUUCUGCUUAGAAAGCCUUCAACAACUAGAUUUGUCACAUAACACUAAUCUCAACAGUCAACUUCCAAAGUCCAAUUGGAGCUCUGCUAUAUCACUUUUGGAUCUCAGUGACACAGCUUUCUCAGGAGAAUUGCCUGAUUCUAUUGGGCACUUGAAAAAUAUGAAUCAUUUGAAUCUACGCUUCUGUCAUUUUGAAGGGCGAAUUCCUCUUGGUUUGAGCAAUCUCACUCAGCUGACUUAUUUGAACCUUGCUUUCAACAAUUUUAGUGGUGAGAUCUUAUUCUUUUCAAAGCUAGAACAUCUCACAUCCCUAAACCUUGAGGGAAAUAAAUUUUUUGGUGAAAUCCAGUUCAAAAUCUCAAGAUUGUCUAAAUUGGUCUCACUUAACUUGGGUUUCAAUUAUGACAUGAAAGGGAGUUCAUUACUAAGACUUGAACCAUCUACUUGGGAAAAGCUGAUUCUAAAUGCAACUAAUUUAAGAGUGCUUGGUUUAGGUUAUGUGAACAUGUCCUCUGUUACCCCAAACUCCUUUUCUUUACUUAGGAAUUUGUCGUCUUCUUUGAUCUCUCUUUCACUUGCUGAAAAUUCUUUGCAAGGUAAUAUAACAGACGCCAUUUUGUAUUUAGAAAAUCUUCAAUUUCUAACUUUGGUAGGGAAUAUUCAGGUUCAACUUCCAAAGCUCAACUGGAGCUCUCCUUUAGUGGAGUUGAUUCUAUAUGACAUACCUUUCUCCGGAGAAGUACCAGAUUCUAUAGGCCAUUUGAAGUCUCUUGAAAUGUUAUAUCUUAUAAAUUGUCAAUUUGAAGGGCCUAUUCCUCAAAGUUUCAAGAAUCUCACUCAACUGACAUCUUUGGACCUUUCCUCCAACAAAUUUAGUGGUGGGGUCUCAUCUCUUUCAACACUUGUAAAUCUCAUUGACUUAUCUCUUUCCAAUAAUAGUUUUAGUGGUCAAAUCCCAUUAUCACUUUCAAACUUUGAAUAUCUCUACAGCUUAGAUCUUUCAAUGAAUAAUUUUAGUGGUGAAAUACCGGAUGUAUUUGGAAACCUUAGUCACUUAUAUUAUUUGACACUAAACAAUAAUAAUUUCAGUGGUCAAGUCCCUUCAUCCCUUUUAAAUACAAGUGUCACAUUUCUUGAUCUUAGCUCCAACAUGUUGCAUGGAAGCCUCCCGAAUCCAUUCUUUGAGGCAAAUUAUUUUUCAGUCUCAAAUAAUAAAUUCAGUGGGAAUAUCUCCUUUCUCUUUUGUAAUGUAAGCUCACUUGAGAUACUCAACUUGUCUCACAAUAUCUUGUCAGGACCUAUUCCACAAUGCCUUGUUGGUCUUCCCAAUCUCUUAGUUCUAGACCUACAAAUGAAUGGUUUUUCUGGAACUUUACCAUACAAUUUUUCCAAGAGUAAUGUCUUGCAAACUUUGCAUUUCAAUAGCAAUCGGUUCAAGGGAUCAUUGCCUCUAUCUUUGGCUCAUUGUACUCAACUAGAAAUUUUUGAUGUUGGACACAAUGAGAUCAAGGAUACCUUUCCUAUUUGGCUUGAUGCUUUGCCAGAGUUACAAGUGCUUGUUUUAAGAGAGAAUAAGUUUUAUGGGGCCAUUUCUAGUUCUAAGACCAAGCAUCCAUUUACCAAGUUAAGGAUUUUUGACAUUUCCAACAACCAUUUUAAUGGAUCUUUGCCAGCAACAUACAUCAAGCAGUUUGAAGGAAUGAUGAAAACAGAUUUUGUUGAAGGAGGUUCACAAUAUAUGGGAAGUAAAAAUUAUUCAAGAUAUAAGGAGUCAGUGAUGAUCACAUGGAAAGGUUAUAUCAUAGAGUUGAAAAGGAUAUUGACAAUAUUCACCACUAUUGACUUGUCAAAUAAUAGAUUUGAUGGGGAGAUUCCAAAAGCCAUCGGAGAGCUACAUGCACUGAUAGGGCUUAAUCUUUCACACAAUAGAAUCUCUAGUUCUAUUCCAAGAUCAAUUGGAAAAUUGACAAGUUUAGAAUGGUUGGAUCUAUCAUGCAACAAGCUUAAGGGUGAGAUUCCUCAAACUUUGACGAAUCUCAACUUUCUUGCUAUUCUGAACCUUUCACAAAAUCAGCUUGAGGGGAUGAUACCAAGAGGUGAACAAUUUAAUACAUUCGAAAGAGAUUCAUAUGAGGGGAAUUCAAGAUUGUGCGGUAUUCCAUUGUUAAAAUCUUGCAAUAAGGAUGAAGGAGAAUCACCAACACCAAUCUUUGAUGUUGAUGAGAAAUUUGGAUUUGGUUGGAAACCAGUAGCCUGGGGAUAUGGAUGUGGAAUGGUAUUUGGAAUCUUCAUGGGGUAUGUUAUGUUCUCAAUUGGGAAACCUCAAUGGCUUGUAAGGACUUUUGGAGGUCAAUUCAAGAAACAGGCCAAAAGGAUGAGAAAUAGAGGUCGGGCAAAUUGAAGAAUGAAUCACCUG